Trifolium pratense (red clover) is the source of this 771-nucleotide messenger RNA. RefSeq names its product LON peptidase N-terminal domain and RING finger protein 3-like. The transcript is spliced from 5 exons. Lineage: Eukaryota; Viridiplantae; Streptophyta; Magnoliopsida; Fabales; Fabaceae. The coding region runs from base 1 to 771 and encodes 256 amino acids. The record is from RefSeq and is a predicted model, not a curated record.
AUGAAUUUUCGGAAUUUGAGGAGUAACAUACGAAGAAAUGAAACUUUAUCAGCUUGGGAUUCUUCACAUGGAGAGAGACCCUCUGAACGACAACCAACUUGGGUGUCUUCACAGGGAGUGGGACCCUCUGAACAAUUGCUAGCUGUUUCGGGACUACCAGCUAUGGUGUCUUCACAAGGAGAGGGACCCUCUGAACGAAUACAAGUUCCCGUGGUUGAUUAUGCUGAAAAUGACGAUGAUGUCAUUGAAACUUCGUCAAGAGACUUUGCUGAGGCCGUAGCAAACUCGAGAAGAACACGUAGAAGAAUUGGACAUGCCUCAAAUAUGGAAAAUCAAACCAUGCCAACUUAUUUUAUGCACGAAAGAGAGGAGGGAGAUAGCUCUUUCAUACCAAUUGAUGCUAUUUAUAUCAGUUUGGAAGGAGGCACCAGUGAAGUGACUGAAAAUGCCACAAAGUCACUUGAUACUAACAAGGAAACUCUUGAGCCUGAAAAUCAAACACCUGAACCUCCAAAAGAGCCUAGCAUAACAUGUCCAAUAUGUAUGCAGCCUACUGUGGAGGAAAUGACAACAAAAUGUGGCCAUAUUUUUUGCAGGAAGUGCAUCACACCUGCACUACUGUCACGUCGUAAAUGCCCGACGUGCGGAAAAAAUGCUACUAUGAGGGGAUUAGUCAGGGUGUUUCUUCCAUCUUCCAGAAUAAUUGAUGAAUUGAGGAUUUGGGUUCAGUGCAGUCAGCAAUUUAGUGACCGCAGUGCAGUCGGCUAUUAG